GCUCCUUCACCUCCCUCUCAACUCUCGAAUCUUUUAUGCCCAGAAGGGCACUUACUAUUUUGACUCAUAUUGGUUUCGAAAAGCAUCCCAUCUUAACAAUUGUAUUUAUAUACUUAUGGACCCCAUGAUAGCCGCAGAUAUCCUCCCAUUGACUAUCGAGACCAACUCCUUAAACCCUUCUAUGGCCAAUACAUCUUUACAUGACCCCAUUUUCCCUUCAAAAGAUAAUAUUCAGAUUACACCUCAAGCUGACAAGUUCGGAGAAGAUGCUGUUCUGACCGACCCCUUAUCCACCAUUACCAGUGCCCCCUCAUCAGAUGAUUGCCCAGACGAUCAUCAAGAGCGCUCAGAAGAUGUUGCAAAUGUUGUUAGCUCACCUCAUGGCCACACCGCCAACAACAUUGAUAUCCGCAGCUCGCAUCAACAAAGCACUGUCCUAUCUGACUCCACUAUGACUUUUAAUACAGCUGAAACAGCAGAAGAACGAUCAAUAAAGGAUCUCUCAAGUACUAACGUAAAGGAGGAGCAAAAGAGCCAGGAUAAAGUCGAAGAUUUAAGCAAGAUGAGUGACGAAUCCAGCUUGAAAACAUCAUUUGACCAAGGCGAAGAGCUUAUUGAUGACAAAGAGCAAGCCCAAGAAGAACCUCGCGAGUCUCUGAGUCGUCCUCUGAGUCGUCAGGAACUACGCCGCAAAAGUAGCUUUUUUAAUUCAAAAGACAUUGCUGUUUCUGAUAAGCGAUACGGGACAUGGUCCGGUUCUUCCUCUAUUUCAGCCUCCAUGCGGCCUAUCACAGAUCCACGUUUCAAAAGUCGUUUUCAAAGUCUGCUGUCGCAGUGGAAAGCUAGGGAAGGCAACUGAGUCGUCUUAAAAAGACUAUGCUUUCUGUCUACUCUACGUAUACGGAUGUGCCAUUCAAGUGUUGUUAUUCCAAACCACCAGACUCAUUGUUCACUUGAAAGUGCUACAAAUAUGCAUGGGAGAGCUCUGAGCAUUCUUAAAAAAAAAAAAAAAAAAAGUGUGGGCUUUUAUUCAAAAUGUGCUUUUUUCGCUGCUCAUUCAACAUUUACCUAAACACAAUCACCCUCCCAGGUUCUUUGUUUGUUAUAUAUAUUUAUAAUUUAAUACCUUACUAUCAUUAUUUAAGCGCUUAGCAAUCUAACAAAGCUUUAAACGUGUACAC
This is a messenger RNA of Lobosporangium transversale, 1181 nucleotides long. RefSeq lists its product as hypothetical. NCBI's taxonomy places the organism in Eukaryota, Fungi, Mortierellomycota, Mortierellomycetes, Mortierellales, Mortierellaceae. Bases 116 to 859 code for a protein of 247 amino acids. The transcript has a single exon. The record is from RefSeq and is a predicted model, not a curated record.